AUGCCUCCAAGUCGCAAGCCGGGCUCGGCCUUGCCAGCCGAAGCUAUCGGCCAAAGCAUAGGAGGUCCCAGCGGAAGGCUCUCAACAUCACUCGAGAUCGAGGACUCGUCAAAUGAGAACCUCAAGCAUCGUCUCAAUGAAUGGGCAGCCUCUGGGGCACGCAACGAUGACGAGGACGACCAAGGCUCGGAAUACGAGCUUCUUAUGGACCCGAAUCUUCCUCAAGAGUAUGAGACGAGACGUAAGAGUUCAGGAGAAUCAGGCGAUGACGCCGCGUUGAUCAACCAGGAUGAAGACGACGAGGAAGAAGAGAACUCUCCCUAUCCUGAAGUUCGAGCUGCAGUACGAAAUUUCGACGAGGAUCUUCCAUGCAACACUGUAAGAGCAUGGACUAUAGGAAUGCUGCUAGUCAUCGUGGGUGCUUCCACGAACACCCUCUUCUCUCUCCGCCAACCAUCCAUCAGCAUUGGGCCUCUCAUCGCGCAAAUUGUUGCGUGGCCGAUGGGCCAUGGCUGGGCGAGAUUUGUGCCAGAUAGGGAGUUUAAUACCUUUGGCAUGAGAUGGACUCUUAACCCUGGACCAUUCAACGCCAAAGAGCACGCUAUUAUCGUUGUAAUGGCGAGUGUGUCGUUCUCGGUCGCAUAUGCCACGGAUAUCAUCCUAGCACAGGUGGUCUUUUAUAAGCAGGACUUUGGCCUGAUGUUCCAACUCCUGUUGACUAUAUCGACGCAAUCAGUUGGUUAUGGAAUUGCAGGCAUGCUACGAAAGUUCUUAGUAUAUCCUGCAUCCAUGAUUUGGCCCGAGAAUCUCGUGGGUGUCACGCUCAUGAACGCCAUGUACGAAGUAAACGAUGCUCCUGAUCCCAGUAUCCUUGGAGGCACUAUGCACCGGUAUAAAUGGUUCACUAUCGUGACCGGAUGCUCUUUUGUCUACUACUUCAUCCCGGGCUUCCUAGCCCAGUUCCUCAGCAUCUUCGCCGUAGCUACUUGGAUGGCCCCUCAGAACCCUGUUAUGAACCAAUUAUUCGGAGGCCAGACAGGUCUAUCUUUUCUUCCUAUCACCUUCGACUGGACGCAGAUUGCAGGAUACGUUGGCUCUCCGCUGAUUCCACCGUGGCACGCCAUCGCCAAUACUACCAUUGGAGUUUUUCUCUUUUUUGUCGUAGGAGCAUCGUUUCUGCAUUUUGGAGGGGCAUGGUAUGCAGAGUAUCUACCCAUGAGCGACUCUGGCACCUAUGACAAUACAGGAGCUCGCUACAACACCACGCGGAUUCUCACCAAAGACUUCACACUGAACGAAGAGGAGUAUAAGAACUACUCGCCCCUUUUCAUCAGUACCACUUUCGCCAUGUCUUACGGCUUGUCUUUUGCUGCCAUAUCCGCACUUGUAGUAUACACUUAUCUCCACAACGGUAAACAAAUCUGGCAGCAAUGGAGGAAUAGUACAAACGAAAAGCCCGAUAUCCAUAUGAAACUCAUGAGAAAGUACAAAGAAGCCCCCACUUGGUGGUACAUGUCGCUUUUUGCCGCUAUGCUUCUCAUCGGCUUCUAUACAGUACUUGCAUACCCAACGAACCUGUCAUGGUGGGCUUUUCUGCUAGCCAUUGCCAUCUCAUUUGGCUUUGCUCUACCUAUAGGCAUUAUCCAAGCCGUGACAAACACCCAGAUUGGCUUGAAUGUCCUGACAGAGUUCAUCUAUGGAUAUCUACAGCCAGGGCGACCCCUAGCACUGAUGAUCUUCAAGACAUAUGGGUACAUCACAAUGGCGCAGUCUCUUCGCUUUGUCUCGGACUUGAAGUUCGGACAUUACAUGAAGAUACCCCCUCGGACAAUGUUUCUGUCUCAGGUCGUCGCCACAACAUUCUCAUGCUUUAUCCAGAUCGUCGUUCUGAACCUGUCUCUGAAUAAUAUCCCCAACGUCUGCGAGCAGCACCAGGUUGAUCACUUUACGUGUCCUGGCGGCCGCGUCUUCUUCGCCGCCUCAAUCAUAUGGGGCCUCCUCGGCCCUGCUCGCAUGUUCUCGCCCGGCCAGGUCUACUCCGGCCUUUUCUUCUUCUUCAUCUUGGGCGCCAUCACACCCAUUGUCAUCUAUGUCUUAGCCAAGCGCUGGCCCAAGUCUCCCGUGCGGUAUCUCAUGGCGCCGCUCAUCUUUGGGGGUGCAGGGGCGAUCCCACCGGCGACGCCCCUCAACUAUCUCUCAUGGGGUAUCGUCGGCUUCGUCUUUCAGUACUGGAUCAAGAAGCGUCACUUCAGAUGGUGGACCAGACUCAACUUUCUUACGUCGUCUGCACUUGACCUUGGCCUCGCCCUCGCGACACUGGUCAUCUUCUUUGCCUUUACACUGCAUGAUGUAGAUCCGCCCAGCUGGUGGGGAAACGAUAUUGUCUCUUCGACGAUGGAUGUCCAGGGUACCGCGAUACAGGCCCGCCCAGCCGAAGGGGAGCGGUUUGGACCAAAGACUUGGUGA
Messenger RNA from Fusarium sp. VM40, 2466 nucleotides. The record is from the annotation of a GenBank genome assembly. Lineage: Eukaryota; Fungi; Ascomycota; Sordariomycetes; Hypocreales; Nectriaceae.